AUGGUGCAUGGGACACAGCAGAUCAAUUCUGUCACUGGACCUGUAGGAGAACAUAACACUGGACCUGUAGAGGAGCAUGACACUGGACCUGUAGAGGAACAUAACACUGGACCUGUAGAGGGGCAUAACACUGGACCUGUAGGGGAACAUAACACUGGACCUGUAGGGGAGCAUAACACUGGACCUGCAGAGGUGUAUAACACUGGACCUGUAGGGGAGCAUAACACGGGACCUGGAGAGGAGCAUAACACUGGACCUGUAGGGGAGCAUAACACGGGACCUGGAGAGGAGCAUAACACUGGACCUGUAGGGGAGCCUAACACUGGGCCUGUAGGGGAACAUAACACUGGACCUGUAGAGGAACAUAACACGGGACCUGUAGAGGAGCAUAACACUGGGCCUAUCAAUUCUGUCACUGGGCCUGUAGGAGAACAUAACACUGGACCUGUAGAGGGGCAUAACACUGGACCUGUAGGGGAACAUAACACUGGACCUGUAGGGGAGCAUAACACGGGACCUGGAGAGGAGCAUAACACUGGACCUGUAGGGGAGCAUAACACGGGACCUGGAGAGGAGCAUAACACUGGACCUGUAGGGGAGCCUAACACUGGGCCUGUAGAGGAGCAUAACACUGGCCCUGUAGGGGAGCAUAACACUGGGCCUGUAGGGGAACAUAACACUGGACCUGUAGAGAAACAUAACACUGGACCUGUAGAGGAACAUAACAAUGGACCUGUAGAGGAACAUAACACUGGACCUGUAGGGGUACAUAACACUGGACCUGUAGAGGAGCAUAACAGUGGGCCUGUAGAGGAGCAUAACACUGGACCUGUAGAGGACCAUAACACUGGACCUGUAAGGGAGCAUAACACUGGACCUGUAGGGGAACAUAACACUGGACCUGUAGGGGAGCAUAACACUGAACCUGUAGGGGAACAUAACACUGGACCUGUAGAGGAGCAUAGCACUGGACCUGUAGGGGAACAUAACACUGGACCUGUAGGGGAACAUAACACUGGACCUGUAGAGGAGCAUAGCACUGGACCUGUAGGGGAACAUAACACUGGACCUGUAGAGAAACAUAACACUGGACCUGUAGAGGAGCAUAACACUGGAGUCACUGGACCUGUAGGAGAACAUAACACUGGACCUUUAGAGGAGCAUGACACUGGACCUGUAGAGGAGCAUAACACUGGGCCUGUAGAGGAACAUAACACUGGACCUGUAAGGGAGCAUAACACUGGACCUGUAGGGGAACAUAACACUGGACCUGUAGAGGAACAUAACAAUGGACCUGUAGAGGAACAUAACACUGGACCUGUAAGGGAGCAUAACACUGGACCUGUAGGGGAACAUAACACUGGACCUGUAGAGGAACAUAACACUGGGCCUGUAGAGGAGCAUAACACUGGACCUGUAGGGGAGCAUAACACUGGGCCUGUAGAGGAGCAUAACACUGGACCUGUAGAGGAGCAUACGAGCUUUUCAUUGAUGAUGUUUUUAGAAUAA
Molecule: messenger RNA, 1509 nt
Organism: Mizuhopecten yessoensis (Yesso scallop)
Lineage: Eukaryota; Metazoa; Mollusca; Bivalvia; Pectinida; Pectinidae
Product: filaggrin-2-like
Exons: 3
Coding region: 1-1509 (502 amino acids)
Source: RefSeq, a predicted model, not a curated record